CUUUAUAUAAUUCUAUUUUAACUCCAAAUAAUGCUUGUUUGAAUUCUUUAUGCUUUCACUUUUGUUGCCACAUACUUUCUGGGUUUUUGUGCUUUUAAUACAAGAUGGGAGUGAGCUCUUAGCUUCAGCACUUUCUUCAGGUACGCUUUUUCAUUAAUUACUGGAACCUGCCUUAGAGCAGGUUCCAGCUCUUGUCCUAACAGUGUCUGAGCAAUGGGGAGCAUAACGGAGAUCCUGGCCCUCCCUGGGAAGUGCAGUGCCCUCAUCCAUUCCAUUACAGCUGCUCAGCUUUUUUUGCUUGCUCAAAAAGCUGCCUCAACAUAAUGUUUUUUGAGAGUGAAAUUACAUGUUUUGUGUAAUUUAUACAUGCUUCUUUCCUGAUUGCACUUCUCUUGUUAUUACCAGAAAUCCUCCCUCUGUUUUAGUUGGUCAGUUGAGGUUUUACACAGCAGUUGUUGGCAUCUCCACUUGCGGAUUUCUUCCUUUAUAUUUUUCGGUUUGCGAAUUCACCUUUUUAAGGUCUGUGUAGCUUUAAUUGGAGGCCUUCAGCUGUUGGGAGUCCUGCUGGUUUGGGUUUACUUCCUGCAGAGAAAGAGGCAACGUUUCUGUCCUUCAGCCUUUGAAGUCUGAAACCUUUUUAUAAAGGUUAUAAAGGUUAAUUCCUAUAGGAAUUACACCCCCCACCACCACCUCUUUGCUUGGACAAAAGUUUGUUUCACCUUUUUGUUUGCAGACAGUUAUCAGCAAAUUUAAGUGCAUUGUGUGUCGGAUUUUUAAUGCAAACUGUUAACUGGCCAUUUCAUCUGGAGCAGCAACAUCUUUUAGUUUAUAGCCUUUCAUACUUGUGCAAAUCCACUGAAACAUGCCUCCCGUCCUAGGUGUAAAAGUGAGGGAUGUGGCUUGUUGUGAAGAUUUUAAAUGGAGGGCUGGUAUACCAAAAUAGCUUGGUGGGGAUCAGGGCAGCUCUGAGAUAAAUAUAAUAUAAAUAGUUUAAAUACAGUGCUUUAAAAGCCUGUGCCCCCGUAAAAGGCACUUUGUCUCUGUGCCUAUUGCUAUGAAAAAAACCUGGUGCUGAUACCACAGUGUUACUGCCCUUAGCGUUGCCGCACAUAGGAAGUGAGAGGGUCUUUGCAAAGGUUUGACCUGACCCUGUGGAGCCAGAGGAACCGUGUCUGAGCUCCCACUGCCCAUGGUACCCUGCAGGCAGGCAGGGCGCGGCACUGGAGCAGAGCAGGAUUGCCAGCAUGGACUAGGCUGGAUCUGGUCUUGGAAAAAUUGUAGUCUGUUGAAUGUGGUAUUUUGGGAGGUGGCAGAGUGUUCUCCGCACGGUGUUUGCUGGUCACUUACUGCGGACACCUAGCUUUGGAGAGUGAGGCCGCCCUCUGUCCCAGCGUGGCUGGCUCAGCGGGGAGCUGGGGGGCUGCAGCCCUUCGGCAGGGGCUGUGCCGCGGGGCAGAACCUGCGCGUUGGCCCGCCAGCCCCGGUGAAUGAAAUCAACUGUUCCAGUGAGAGCACGGUGGUGUCACCAUAACUGCUCGCCUGAAGAAGUCACCAGCGAUGGCUGCCUGUGCCUGCCUGGAGGACACCUGUGCCAGCCCGUGGUGCAGGCGCAGCGAAGCAGCCUCGGCCACCCUGGGUCCCAGGGAUGUCACUCCGGACGCUGCCUCUGGGCUGAGUGCUGCGGGGGGGGGCUCGCUGUCCUCGAGUAGAAAUGUUGUGAAGGAAAAACGUUUGUUUUCUGAUUGACUUGAGCUCUGCGCUCAUGACAGCUGUCCAUUGUCAUUUUUCCUAUAUCUUCAUGUGAAUUAAGGGAACAAAGGUGGGCUUUUGGGGAGGACAGGGCUUCUGGGGCAGAAACCAGCCUCUGUGGAGCUUUGACAUGGAUUUGGGGAUACAGUGUUCUGAGACCUCUCAGCUGGCACUGCAGAGUCCAGGAACCUCCGGUCCAACCUAGUUCUGCACUGGUACGAGCGGAGAGGGUCCAUGGUGGGCAUCCUUUCCGAGGUGGGGCUGGAAAAAGCUGGUCGUGGUGAGCACUGUUCCUGAGCACACCCAGCUGCUCAUGUCCCCUUUGCCCCCUCCUGCCACCAUUCUCUUAGCUCAGAGUAUUCUUGCCAAAAUAUCAUCUGAAGUAACUUGUGAUUCCUCUGGUGGGAUUGGAGAAGGAGGAGAGACAAAGUCUAAUGGCCUACGGAGUCUUUCUGUAUUAAACAUGAUGGUAUCAUGCCUGUUUUUGAAGGAGCUAUUGUAUAGGUUUAAACUUUUUAUCGUACCACAUAGCCUUAUAGAAUUUGUAAAUAUGGGUCACAAUAAAUAUAUUGUGCUAUACAAAAUACUUUGUAUUACAUAGUUUCCUAAGUAAUAAAGAUAUUCUGGCUGUUGUGUAUUGUACUGUACACUUACGAUUCAAGUUCAGUUUUAUCACAUAUUAAGAAAAAAAUAUUUUCUAACACUAUAUUGUAAGCGUUUCUCAAAGGGCUUUAGGAGGCUGACAGCAAAAGGAAAUUGAGUUCUGUUAGGAAGAGAAAUCAAUGAGAGCUAGUGCCCCUUCUGCCAUCUUUUUUUAAUUGCCUUAUCCAUGUGCAAGCUCUGUGAGUUUGGGAGAGGAAGAUUCGAGGGCACUGCAGCCACUACAGACCUAAGUGUAAUGAGGACACUGGCAAGGAAUGGACUGGUAAGAAAAAUUCUCUAUUUCUAAUGCUGUUGUGCCUGUGUCUUUUACCAACUUAACUCAUUUUGUGUUCUCCUUUGAGUCCUCCUUCUAUACAGAAGUGAUUUUAUAUUCUACAGCUGAGCAGUUUCAUAUUCAGAGAAAAGAUGAAAAGGAACUGCAAUAAAAAUGGACUCUAUUCAACUGCUGUCUGUGCUGGGGUCUUCGUAGGUACCAGUGUCACUUGAAUAAUGACGAGAGGCACGAUGACUGAGCAGCAAAGUCCCCCUGAGCAGAUGGCGACUGGGGAGGGUGCUGGUGAGCGAGGUGGCAAUUACAAGAUCACGAUCUACGAGCUGGAGAAUUUCCAGGGGAAGAAAUGUGAGCUGACAGAGGAGCUCCCCAACAUCACCGAGAAAGAGCUGGAAAAGGUCGGCUCCAUCCAGGUGGAAUCUGGCCCGUGGCUGGGCUUUGAGCGGCAAGCCUUUGCCGGGGAGCAGUUUGUGCUGGAGAAGGGGGACUACCCACGCUGGGACUCCUGGUCCAACAGCCACAACAGCGACAGCCUGAUGUCCAUCCGUCCCCUCCAGAUCGACAGCCCCGACCACAAGAUCCACCUCUUUGAGAACGCCGGCUAUACUGGGCGGAAGAUGGAGAUUGUGGAUGAUGACGUCCCCAGCCUCUGGGCCCACGGCUUCCAGGACCGCGUGGCCAGUGUCAGGGCCCUGAACGGAACGUGGGUGGGCUAUGAGUACCCUGGCUACCGGGGCCGCCAGCACGUCUUUGAGAAGGGCGAGUACCGGCACUGGAACGAGUGGGAUGCCAACCAGCCCCUCAUCCAGUCUGUGCGUCGCGUGCGGGACCAGCAGUGGCACCAACGGGGCUGCUUCGAGAACAGCUGAGGGACGCCCCAGCCCCGUGCUGCCUGUGCCGGGGGUUGGCUGAUGUGACGCCGCCGGCUGAUGCCAUGACCUUAGUGUUUUUUUGUGCAAAAACCUCAAUAAAGCUCUGAGCUGGAGGC
This is a messenger RNA of Falco peregrinus (peregrine falcon), 3671 nucleotides long. It is a transcript of the gene CRYBB3, whose product is annotated as crystallin beta B3. The record is from RefSeq and is a predicted model, not a curated record. The transcript has 6 exons. Bases 2902 to 3552 code for a protein of 216 amino acids. Gene Ontology annotation, biological process: visual perception; lens development in camera-type eye. Gene Ontology annotation, molecular function: structural constituent of eye lens. NCBI's taxonomy places the organism in Eukaryota, Metazoa, Chordata, Aves, Falconiformes, Falconidae.